This is a messenger RNA of Liolophura sinensis, 3293 nucleotides long. Its product is annotated as probable fumarate hydratase, mitochondrial. The record is from RefSeq and is a predicted model, not a curated record. NCBI's taxonomy places the organism in Eukaryota, Metazoa, Mollusca, Polyplacophora, Chitonida, Chitonidae. The transcript has 9 exons. The coding region runs from base 24 to 1577 and encodes 517 amino acids. Gene Ontology annotation, cellular component: mitochondrion. Gene Ontology annotation, molecular function: fumarate hydratase activity. Gene Ontology annotation, biological process: tricarboxylic acid cycle; fumarate metabolic process; malate metabolic process.
UUGGUGUCGGGUGUUUGUAGGUCAUGCUUCUGCGACUUGUACCACGUGUACGGCAGGCUUACUGCCAGAGCGUGGAAAUUUUUUGCUCGUUAGAUGUUGGUACAGCCCCAGGCCGAUUGUUUAUUGUCAAGAAAGCCUUGCAGGGUACUUCAGGUAGAGCAUCUUACACCACUGGUAUGGCAAUGGGAAGCUACAGGACAGAAUCUGACAGUUUUGGGGAACUCCAGGUCCCAGCAGACAAAUACUACGGCGCUAAUACAGCCAGAUCACUGAUCAAUUUUAACAUUGGAGGAGAACAAGAGCGAAUGCCUGCACCGGUAAUAUGUGCAUUUGGGACCUUGAAAAGAGCUGCUGCCCAAGUGAAUAAGGAAUAUGGACUGGAUGCUAAGCUGGUGGAGGCGAUUGUAGAGGCAGCGGAUGAGGUGAGAUCUGGGAAGCUGUAUGAUCACUUCCCCCUGGUGGUCUGGCAGACAGGCUCGGGCACCCAGACUAACAUGAAUGUUAAUGAGGUGAUCAGUAACCGGGCAAUAGAGCUCCUGGGUGGGCAGCUGGGCAGCAAAAUACCUGUUCAUCCGAAUGACCAUGUCAACAUGAGCCAGAGCUCAAAUGACACCUUUCCAACUGCAAUGCACAUAGCGGUGGCUACAGAGAUAGACACAGUGUUGCUACCAGGAUUGAAGCUGUUACAGAAAGCCAUCCAAUCAAAAUCAGAGGAAUUCAAACAUAUUAUCAAGAUUGGGAGAACCCAUUGUCAGGAUGCGGUACCUUUAACGUUAGGGCAGGAGUUUGGUGGCUAUCUACAACAGCUGAACAAUGGUGUGGACAGGAUCAACUCCACUCUUCCCAGAUUGUACCAGCUGGCUGCUGGUGGCACGGCUGUGGGCACGGGCCUCAACACCAGAGUUGGAUUUGCAGAGAAAGUAGCUGCUAAUAUUGCCACACUCACAGGCUUACCAUUUGUGACAGCAGAGAACAAAUUUGAGGCCUUGUCUUCCCAUGAUUCUCUAGUAGAGGUACAUGGAGCGUUGAGUGUGUUAGCAGUUAGCCUAAUGAAGAUUGCCAAUGACAUCCGUCUGCUAGGGUCAGGGCCUCGCUGCGGGCUUGGGGAACUAUCUCUACCAGAAAAUGAACCAGGGAGUAGUAUAAUGCCAGGUAAGGUGAACCCGACGCAGUGUGAAGCAGUUACCAUGGUAGCAGCUCAGGUGAUGGGGAACCAUACAGCAGUGACCAUUGGUUGCAGCAAUGGACACUUUGAACUGAACGUUUACAAGCCAAUGAUUGUGCGGAAUGUUCUUCAGUCCAUCAGAUUGUUGGGAGAUUCUUGUCGCUCGUUUGCCAACAACUGCGUCAUUGGCAUCAAAGCAAAUGAAAGUCGCAUCAGUCAGCUGUUGAAUGAAUCUCUUAUGCUGGUCACAGCUCUGAAUCCACAUAUUGGUUACGAUAAUGCCAGUAAAAUUGCCAAAUUGGCCCAUAAAGAAGGGACAACUCUUAAAGAAGCCGCUCUGAAGCUGGGCAUUCUGACGUCAGAGCAGUUUGACGAAUGGGUGAGACCAGAGAACAUGAUUGGUCCAAAAUAAUGAUCUCAACCAUUCAGCUGCUUUGCAUUUAUGGCCAAUUGAUAUGUAAAUUUUGAAGUCCUGAGCACUUUGACCCUCAACAGUAGAUCUAGAUAGUUAAUACGUAGAAGAUAACAAGCCUUCCUGGUAUAAAAAUGCAUACAAAAUUCAGCCUUCAAUAUGCUACGAGGCUUAAAGCUCAUCAUACAGACUCUGCUGACGAUGGGAUUAUUUAAAGUACAUUUAUUUGUCGAUAAAAAACAAGCUCAGACGAUCUCCGUUUGGUGGUGUUCAUGACCCUAAUAGCGGGAGCUAACGUCAAGCUAGAGGGAAUCUAAUCAGCUGCUUUGCAUUUAUGGCCAAUUGAAAUAUAAAUUCUGGUCAUUGUCCAACCCCCAGUUAUCCCCAGUUUCUAUUGCCUUCAUGUUAAAAAAGAGCUUCCUCCCUCAUGUUUUGAGAACUUCUGAGAUACCUGUCUUCUUGGCUUAAUUGAUUUUGAAGCUGAAAUAUGCAAUAUACUGCAAUGCAAGUUGUCAAAUACCAGUAUAUAGUUUUAUACUCAUAUAAAUUGCCUUCAGAUAUUCAAAUCGUGUCUUUUCUUAAAGGAAGACUAUUUUAAAAUACCAUCUUUGAACUGUUAAUAGGGAGUUAAUGGCUUUCAGUACACAGGUGACUUGCUCCCAUUUUCUUCUAUGACUCAACAUUUAUUAUUUAAACACCUGACCAGGUAAAUUUUACAGUUGUCCAUGUGCUAUUUUGUAACAGAAGUUACAAAGCUCAAGCUGUCACACCUGAUGGUACAUUCUAUAUUACUAGUAUUGCUUGGUGGGUCGCGAAGACUGUGAAUUCUCCACGGGUGUGGGAGUAUCAUCACUGUUACCAUUUAUCACAAGGCAGUUCAUGCUGAAGGGUUGUGGAGCAUAUAUACAAAGGUAUAUACAGGAUAGAUUAUGCAAUAUUGUUGUAUUAGAACUGUUUACUUUUAAAUUACCAGUAUUAAUAUACAUGUAUUAUAUUCUACAGAAAUGAGUUGAGAAUUCACCUUUGGAAAGAUUGUUCAUUAUUGUUGAUUUACACGUUUCGAAUAUGCAUGCUUUGGCAUUCCACUAAUUUGCAAGCCAGGCCAGUGAUGACAUAGUCAGGCAUGUCAUGAUGUGGGGAUAAAUAGGCCCACAUAUAACUGCAGCCUGCAGUUCUCUUCAAUUCAGUUGCAGAAGAUGCUUUAACGAGUACCAGGUCUGUUACAAUUUGUAACCCUCCGUGAUGUGAAUAAUUACUAUUUUAUGUGUAAAACAUGGACUAAUAUAUUCCAAGAGCAGUUCAUGUUUUCAUCAUUUAUAUAAAUGUUUAAUUUAUUUUUCACCUUGCUACAACGUGUAAACCUCUUGAUUUUAUAACAGUUGUAAGAAACUUGAAAUUUAACAUCAUGUGAAAGGGAAUAAUCCAGCCUCAGAAAAGUUGUUGAUGAGUGGAUAAAUAGCCCAAUUCUAGUGCUAUAUUGGAUGUUUACUCCCUAAUGUCACAUGUCAACCAUACCAGUGAUCCAUUUCCCAAAGCUGUUUCGGGUUUUAGCCUAAAAUUAUAGUCCAGGUUAAACUCUUAAAUAUUUGCAUCAUUUGGAUAAAAUUGUGAACGUUGAUUGUGUACUGUGGUAGUACAGCUUCACCCAGGAAUGAUCAGCCAGCUUCAAAUAUUUUAUUUUGUAGGUUGAAGUUUUUCACUUUAGCCCGAAAAUGA